Messenger RNA from Clonostachys solani, 1056 nucleotides. NCBI's taxonomy places the organism in Eukaryota, Fungi, Ascomycota, Sordariomycetes, Hypocreales, Bionectriaceae. The record is from the annotation of a GenBank genome assembly.
AUGGAGCAUCCCAGCCAUGAUGAUGAAGCUAGUGCCGGUCCUUCUGCCGCGGAGCGAGAGCCAACUCGGGCGGCUCGCUCGAACAACUGGCGGGCCCGCGACUCAACUUCGCCAGCGAGGAAUGACGGUUACAAAAGUAGGGAUUCUUGGAAUGACAGACGCACUAGAAGCGACUACAACCAGGACAGGCAGGGCGAUGGAGGAUAUAGAGGCAACAGGCGGGACUACGGUCGUCGAAACGACUGGGGUUCUCGUCGAGACGAUGGAGCCUCAUUUAGGUCGUCGAAUAACAUGGCUGAAGGCUCCGACGCCAUUGCAGAGGGGCGCCGUAUUUACGUGGGGAAUAUUCUCUAUCAUGUCCGCCCAGAACAAAUCUCGGAGGCGUUUGCGGCGGAAGGCUUCACCAACAUUGAUCAGAUUCACAUAUCCAUCGAUCCAGUGACCGGGCGUAACCCGGGAUACUGCUUCGUCGAGUUCGAGACGCGUGAGGUGGCAGAUGAUGCGAUACAGCGCAUGUCCAGGGUCCCCGUUGAGGGUCGGCCUCUACAAACUGGUCCUUGCCGCCCCAAGAAGCAGCAGCAGCCUGCGAGACAACAGUACUCGCGGCCAUCUCGCGAUCCUACAUUUCAGAGGUGGGGAAAUUGGGAUGGUGAGGGUGGCCAGGUGAUGGAGAAUGGGCAGGGUCCCAUUGGAGCUGAGGAGCAUCUCACGAAUGUAGUGGAGGAUGACCAGCGCUGCAGAGUGUUUGUUGGCGGGCUCGACAAAAUGAUAAAUCAAGUGCAAAACGAUGAAGAGCUCAGGGAGAUUUUCAAGGACUUCAAGGUUGUGGCUGUGAGCAAGAGGAUUACUCCUCACGAGUCCACGAGAGCAAGGCCUGGUAAACACCACUAUGCCUUCGUAGACUUGGAGACGCGUGAAGAUGUGGCCUUGGCUAUAGAUACUUUAAAUGGAACUUUAUGGCAAGGGACCCGACUCAGGGUUCAGCCACCAGCCGGCAUUCCAGGUAAAAUUGCUGAACGAGGCACAAGAUGGAAAGGCAGUGGUGAGCAAGCUUGA